Molecule: messenger RNA, 1145 nt
Organism: Pantherophis guttatus
Lineage: Eukaryota; Metazoa; Chordata; Lepidosauria; Squamata; Colubridae
Source: RefSeq, a predicted model, not a curated record
CCCCCAGCCCCACGGCGAUGUCCAAGGGGGGCUCGAAGAAGAAAAGCCACUGGACUAACCGGGUCCACGAAUGCGCCGUGGUGAGGAACGCCGAGGGUCAGCUGGGCUUCGAGCUCAAAGGGGGAGCCGAGAACGGGCAGUUCCCCUACCUGGGGGAGGUAAAAGCCGGCAAGGUGGUGUACGAGAGCGGCGGGAAGUUGGUGCCCGAGGAGCUGCUGCUGGAGGUGAACGAGACCCCCGUAGCUGGGCUCACCAUCCGGGAUGUCUUGGCCGUCAUUAAGCAUUGCAAAGACCCCAUCCGGCUGAAGUGUGUCAAGCAAGGUGGAAAACGCAGGAUAACAGCCCUCUUCCAGCCCUCGGAAGUCCUGAGCAGUGGGUGUGUCAUAAAUCACAUUCUCCAAUGGAGCACUUUCGCGGGCUGUAGAAAACACACCUCUCCUGCUGGCUCUGGUAAUCUGGGAUAUAAUCUGGAAAAAGGAGGCGUUGUGGAUAAGGAUCUCCGUCACUACCUCAAUCUGCGGUUCCAGAAGGGUUCGGUGGAUCACGAGCUUCAGCAGAUCAUAAGAGACAACCUCUACCUCCGAACCGUGCCAUGCACUACAAGGCCUCAUAAGGAGGGGGAAGUCCCUGGUGUGGAUUAUAUUUUCAUCACGGUUGAAGAUUUUAUGGAACUAGAGAAAAGUGGUGCUCUUCUAGAAAGUGGAACCUAUGAAGAUAAUUACUACGGUACUCCCAAGCCUCCUGCUGAGCCAGUCCCACUGCUAUUAAAUGUCACAGAUCAGAUCCUCCCAGGAGCAACACCCAGUUCGGAAGGCAAACGGAAAAGAAACAAGUCAGUGAGCAACAUGGAAAAGACAGGAAUUGAACCUCCAGAAGAGGAAGAGGAAGAAAAAGCUGUGGUGAAUGGCAAUAGCAUUGCAAUCACACCAGAGUCAAGUGAACAUGAGGAGAAAAGCACAGGUGCCUCAGGAGAAACUUCCUCUCAGCCUUAUCCUGCUCCUGUUUAUAGCCAGCCAGAAGAAGUGAAAGAGGAAAUGGAUGUAACUAAGCAUCCAAAACUUGAAGAAAACGAUGAACUGGGCCCCUUGCCGGAUAAUUGGGAAAUGGCUUACACAGAGAAAGGGGAAGUCUACUUCAUUGAGUAA